AGGGACAUGCAGACAUUAGAACAGCGGGAACCGACGGGGAGCCGAACAAUAAUGCCUCACCUCAAACCCUAAAUCGUCCAUCUCGAGACGACGAGGCCCCAACCGAUCACCCCCCCCUCUCUUUCUCUAGGGUUGCCCUUGUCUCUUCUCCUCGUUAUCUCCUUUCUCUCCCCGCCCCCCCUCCCCUUUCGCUCUCCGAUCCCUUUUGAUUCGGGUCUCGCAUCCAAGGUUGUUCGGCCCAUUACUUAGGCUUCAUAUAAUUCUCAUGUAGCUUUCAUGCUUGGCACAACUGGAGAAGAUUUUUCUUAGUGGCAUAAACAUAUGAUAUGAUUGCGUCGAACACGUGGUUGUAAAAGCUAAGUUGAUAAUUGUAUCUGGGAUACUUGAUAGUUGAUAUAGAGGGCUCUACAUGGCUACUGGUAGCAACAUCCCUUUGGAUGUUCCUGAGUCUCAGCCUGCAGAUAAUAAUAAGUUAUCCACCGGCAGCAGCGAACUCAAUGGAAGGCAACUAAGUAGAACUUCAUCGAUUUCUCUUAUUAAAGGCAGCAUCACUUCAACAAGUGCUGUUCAUGAGCUUCUCGAAUGCCCAGUCUGUACAAAUUCAAUGUAUCCUCCCAUACACCAGUGUCCGAAUGGUCAUACUCUCUGCUCAAAUUGCAAGCUUAGGGUACACAACCACUGCCCUACUUGCCGUCACGAGCUCGGUAACAUCAGAUGCUUGGCUCUUGAGAAAGUGGCCGAGUCACUUGAGCUUCCUUGUAGAUACCAAGACUCAGGUUGCUCUGAGAUAUUCCCCUACUAUGCCAAGUUAAAACACGAGCUGCUUUGCAGAUUCAGGCCGUAUAAUUGCCCUUAUGCGGGGGCAGAGUGCCUUGUCACUGGUGAUAUUCCAACGCUUGUGGCUCACCUGAAAAAUGACCAUAAAGUCGACAUGCAUGACGGAUGCACAUUUAAUCACCGUUACGUGAAGUCCAAUCCGCAUGAGGUUGAAAAUGCUACAUGGAUGCUCACAGUUUUCAAUUGUUUUGGGCAACAUUUUUGCCUCCACUUUGAAGCCUUCCUCCUUGCAAUGUCUCCGGUCUACAUGGCAUUCUUAAGGUUCAUGGGUGAGGAUGAUGAGGCGAAGAACUUUAGCUACAGCCUCGAAGUCGGCGGCAAUGUCCGGAAAUUAAUAUGGCAGGGUGUGCCGAGAAGCAUCAGGGAUGGUCACAAGAAGGUGAGGGACAGUCAUGAUGGGCUCAUCAUUCAUCGCAACAUGGCCUUGUUUUUCUCUGGUGGCAAUCGGCAAGAGCUUAAGCUAAGAGUGACUGGUCGAAUCUGGAAGGAGCAAUGACACUCGAUGCUUUUACUUCCCAACCAAAGUUCUUUCUGAACUUGACUUCUUCCAUCGGUCCGGUCAAGAAGCAGAACAUUCUGGUUAAGCUCGACCCUGUCGAGAAAAAACUGUGAAGUUUCUGAGGAAGUUUCUGAAGUCAAACAGCACAUCAGUUGUGGGAUUCAAAUCCCAAAAAAAUUAAAAAUAAAAGGUGAAGUUCAGUCCCCCUUGCCAAAUGAUUUGUGGUUAGUGCAUGCCCAUAGCUUUUGCCUGCCUUAAACUAGCUUAAAAGUGCAAGCUUAAGAAAGCCAGAAAUGGUUGGCCUUGCAUUGUAUGAUGUGCCGGCCUUGUACAAGUUAUUGUUACUUAAAAGUUUCAUUUUUUGGCCUAAAGUUGUCUAUGAAAGACUUUGGUGGGAAAUUGUGUUGUGUGUUGACAUUAUUGGUGCUAAUAUGACCCUACUUGCUUUAAAAAGAUUAUAGUGCUAAACAUGAUUAUUCCCAUUUGAUUUUUAA
Messenger RNA from Ananas comosus (pineapple), 1830 nucleotides. RefSeq names its product E3 ubiquitin-protein ligase SINAT2-like. Lineage: Eukaryota; Viridiplantae; Streptophyta; Magnoliopsida; Poales; Bromeliaceae. Gene Ontology annotation, cellular component: cytoplasm. The coding region runs from base 410 to 1333 and encodes 307 amino acids. The transcript has 5 exons. Gene Ontology annotation, biological process: ubiquitin-dependent protein catabolic process; multicellular organism development. The record is from RefSeq and is a predicted model, not a curated record. Gene Ontology annotation, molecular function: protein binding; zinc ion binding; ubiquitin protein ligase activity.